UUGGAUCUCUUUUGGUACACUCACCUCUGGAAACCUCAGCUUCUUUGCCACCCAUAUUCUGCCAACAACAUCGUCACAUGUCUUUGUUUGUAGUGACCACAUUAAAAAUUUCAACUCUCUUAUUGCUGCUGGUCCUACCACUACACACUCACGGGUUCCUUCUAUGCAGACACCACACACUUUCUCACUAUAAAAUAUUGUCCCUCUUCCCUUCCCAAUCCCAAUCAUCAAACAAUUCCAAAUGCUUUAAUUUCUUAGAACCUUCUUCUUCUUCUUCUUCUUCUUCACUCUUCUCUUUUUCAUCCAUGGAUCACUUUCUCAUUCUUCUUCUUUUUCUAACAUCUCUCUUCGCUUCCCCCGUCCUUCUCAUUGCUCAAACCCCAACUCCAAUUAUCUCUCAUAUCACUGUAGUAGGCGCUGUUUAUUGUGAUACCUGCUCCACCACUACUUUUUCUAAACAGAGCUACUUCUUGCAAGGUGUAGAAGUUCACAUACAGUGCAGAUUUAGAGCUACCUCACCAAAAACUAACGAGCAGAUAAGCUUCUCGGUGAACAGAACCACAGACCAAAAUGGAGUUUACAAGUUGGAGAUACCAUCGGUGGAUGGAGUUAACUGCAUGGAUGGUUCAGCAAUUGUGUCUCUGUGCCAAGCAUCUUUGAUAAGUAGUUCCACUUCCACUUGCAAUGUUCCCAUGCUCAAGAGCACAACACGCGAGAUAUCAGUGAAAUCAAAACAAGACAACAUGUGUGUGUACACCUUGAGUGGUCUCAGUUUCAAGCCACCUCAAAAGAACAGUACCUUGUGUGGACAUCAGAAUGAGAAACUGUCAUCGGAAAAAUCUCUGAACCCCUCUGAGUUCUUCUUCCCUUGGCCGCCGCAGCUACCACCUUUUCCAUCCUUUCCUUUUCCUCCAUUGCCAUUUCCAACCUCACCACCAAUCCCAUAUCUGCCUUUCCCUUUCCCACAAUAUCCACCAACCCCAUCUGCAUUUUCUCCACCUGCAUUCAAUUUAGGGGAUCCUUCCACUUGGAUCCCUCAUAUUCUUCCCUCACCUCCUCCUAAUAUACCAUAACAUUGUUGGAUAGAAAUGAGAAACAAAAACAUUAAGAUGAAAGACCAGGUUUUUGACAGAGAAUGGUAUCAAUCUUCUUCGAUUUACCGAGAUACCAAACUCCUUAGAACUUUCUACCUUUUUAUUUUCUUUAUUUAUUUCUGUAUGGAAACAUGUGAUUCGGCGGUCAACAAGAACAUGAUAUACAAACUACAGUGGAAUUCGGUAAUUAAACUUUAUUGGGUGGUAAUGCAACCAUCGUCUGUGUUAUCUUGUCCGGCUCACGUGUAUGCUGUGCUGUUCACUCAAAAGUGAAGCAUGUCACAGCGAGAAUAAUAUGUGGACUGAUGAUCACAGAAAAAGGGACCAUAAGAUUUUACUUCAAUCAAGACAUGUUGGUUCCUGGUGUAGCAACUUGAUAUCCUGUUUUGUUUAAUUAAUUUAUGUAAAGAUAUAAUGUCAUGGUUAAUUCUUGAAAAUUUUCGUUUCAGUAACAGAAAAACAAAAAUCGAGGAGUUUGUGUUUUU
Molecule: messenger RNA, 1579 nt
Organism: Vigna radiata var. radiata (mung bean)
Lineage: Eukaryota; Viridiplantae; Streptophyta; Magnoliopsida; Fabales; Fabaceae
Exons: 2
Coding region: 78-1073 (331 amino acids)
Source: RefSeq, a predicted model, not a curated record